Messenger RNA from Penaeus vannamei (Pacific white shrimp), 1570 nucleotides. The record is from RefSeq and is a predicted model, not a curated record. NCBI's taxonomy places the organism in Eukaryota, Metazoa, Arthropoda, Malacostraca, Decapoda, Penaeidae.
AUGCCGCUAAUUGAGGAGCUUGCCUCGACGACGUCCGAGGAGCCUGCCUCGACGACGUCCGAGGAGCCUUUGAGACGACGUUUUUUUCGAGGACCUGCCUCGACGACGUCCGAGGAGCCUGCCUCGACGACGUCCGAGGAGCCUGCCUCGACGACGUCCGAGGAGCCUGCCAAGCGGCAGUCCAAGUCCCGGAAGAGGAAGAAGACUGAGGAUGCCUCGACGACGUCCGAGGAGCCUGCCUCGACGACGUCCGAGGAGCCUGUCAAGCGCUCGGAGAAGCCUGCCAGGCAACAGUCCGAAAAGCCAUCCAAGCGACAGUCCGAAAAGCCAUACGUGGUCACGUACCAUGUCCUCCCAUACAUGGAUAGGUUAUUCCAUCCCCAGCUCUUCGCUCGACUCGAAACGGAACUGGGGGUCCGUAUAACUGUGCCCAAGGGCUUUAGCGGCGACCUGCUCGUGCGGGGCUCCCGCCAGGGCGUGGACAAGGCAAUGAAUGUAAUAGAGCCGCUGGCGGAUGCAGCUCGUGAGCGCAAUCGCGUGGAGGAGGCAGCACGCCAGGCGAGGGAGGACGCUGAAGCUCGAAAGAAGGCCGUACAGGCACAGAAGCCACAAAAGCCACAGGGCCCCAAUCCAAAGAAAUGGCCGAUUAAGGAGGACCUAGACGUGCCCAAGGACCAUCAUCGGUUUGUGGUUAAGGCGGCUCGGGAAAUCACGACCACCUGCAAAGUUAGGUUGGUCGUGCCUCCCAAAGACGAUGCCUCCACGUCGAUCACCAUCUGGGCCCGCUCGGCCAAGGCGCUGGAAGACGCCAAGAUGAUGGUCGAGCAGGCCAUGACGAAGCAGAAAAAGCAAGUGCGGUGGCCUAUUACGGAGACGCUCGAGGUCCCCAAGGCACUGCACCGGUUCAUUGUAACUGCAGCUCGGGCGAUCACCUCAACCUGCCAAGUUAAACUCGUGGUUCCUCCCAAAGAAGACGAGUCAACGUCGGUCCUCGUCUAUGCCCGCUCGCCCGAGAUGCUGGAGGCCGCCAAGGUGAUGAUAAACGAGGCCACGGCGAAUAAGCCCACCACGUUGCAGAGGUCCGUGUUCGUGCCUCGGGUGCUGCAUGGGCAGGUCGCGGCCAAGGAGCUGACGGGCGUAAAAUACACCUUGCCGGCAGAGGGCGCGAGCAGCUAGAUUAUACAUGUGGUCGCCGACACCAAAGCUGCCCUCCACGAAGCUUUAAAUUUUAUAGAGGCCUUGGUGGAUACGAAAAGAAUCGUCGUGGCCGUCGUGGUCGCACAGUUCGACAUGCAGAGGGUAGCUGCUGCGGCCGAGGAGGCGGAGCGCCGAUUCCACGUCCAGGUGCAGCUCCCGGAGGCCCUCGAGCCAUUCAACCCGGUGGGGGUGAGGGGCCUCCCGUGGGACGUGCGAAAGGCGAUGGGCUUUCUGAGGCUGACCCGACUCAACUGACCCAAUGCAUCCUUACCCAAUGCAUACCCAAUGCAUAUUUAAAAGGAAAAGGAAAGAAAAAACAAUUCAAAAUUUAGAACCUAGACUAAGAAUCUUCAAAGCUGAUAGAUACAGCUGA